UCUCAACCGGCUGCAAAACCCGCGAAGUAUAAAACGCCGGUUGCGUUAUAUCGCCGCAUCACAAACCGAUAAGUGAUAGAUCAUCUUCAAAGGUUAAUACCUCCAAAGUACCAAUUCAAAAUGGCCGCCACUUCUGAAAAUGUGUGCUGCAAAGUUGAUCAGAAAUGCUGUAAAGCUGACUCAAACUGCUGCAAAGACCAAGUCUGCUCCUGCGAUUGCAAGAAGGAUAAAUGCUGCACCAUCGACGCUAAAUACUGCCCUGAAGAUGCCGAAUGCUGUAUUGUAAAUGGCAAACGCUGCUGCAUUGAAGGGAAAUGUUCCGGUGAUGGUAAAUGCUGCCCUGAAGGUGCCAAAUGUUGUGUGAUCGAGGGCAAAAGCGUUUGCGUUGACGGCAAAUGCAUUCCAACCGGCGGCCAAUGCUGUCCCGGUGAAGAAAAAUGCUGUGGCAAGGACAAACAAUGUUGCAAGGACGGGAAACCAUGCUGCAAGAAAGACGACUGUUGCUAAGAAGGCCCUCCAAGAGUCGACAUAGUCAGAUAGUCUUCUCCAUGCCUUCCAUUUUCAUCAAUAUCUGUAACAUUUUCAAUAAUUUAUGAUUAUUAGGCUUAAUUCUUGACGAUACAUAUUUGUAAUUUUAAUUUGGUAAAUUUGCAGUAGCAUGACCAGCCAUUUUGCAAAGAAACUAUGUAUUGUAAAUUGUAAUGUUAAUUUUAAAAAUAAUGAAAUAAAUAUUUGGUUUUAAA
This is a messenger RNA of Dalotia coriaria, 743 nucleotides long. Its product is annotated as putative small proline-rich protein 5. The transcript has 2 exons. The record is from RefSeq and is a predicted model, not a curated record. Bases 121 to 507 code for a protein of 128 amino acids. Lineage: Eukaryota; Metazoa; Arthropoda; Insecta; Coleoptera; Staphylinidae.